AUGUCCAAGUUUGAUCCCUACGAACACCUUAAAGUUGCCUUGAACCCUGAUGGUUCUCUCACUCGUUAUAUUCGGCUUCCUACAACUCCAGCAACAGGUGAAAACACGCAACUUGUAGGGCAAUCAGCAGCGAGCAAAGAUGUUGUGUUAAGUGAAGAAAAGAAAACUUGGCUCAGGAUUUAUCGUCCUGCCAAAUUGCCUUCCAAUGACAAAUCAAUUGCCAGACUUCCAAUCAUCAUUUAUUUUCAUGCUGGUGGAUGGAUUCAAAUGAGUGUUGAACAAACCGUGAUCCAUGAGAGCUGCAACUUGCUCUCUAGUGAGGUCCCGGCCAUUGUCGUGGCUGUCGAAUUCCGUCUUGCUCCUGAGAGCAGGCUUCCAGCACAAUAUGAAGAUGCGACUGAUGCGAUUCUCUGGGUUAAAGAUCAAGCUGUCAAUGAAAAUGGAGAUCGAUGGCUGAAAGAAUUUGGUGACUUCUCCAGAUGUUAUCUGUACGGGGUGAGUUGUGGAGCAAACAUUGCUUUUAAUGCUGCAUUGCGAGUUCAGGAUAUGAAAUUGGAGCCCGUGGCCAUUGCUGGCCUAGUCAUGAACCAACCCUUUUUCGGUGGGAAGCAAAGAACAAAAUCUGAGUUGAAGCUUGCGACUGAUCCCUACUUUCCUUUGCCGGUAAUAGAUCUUCUCUGGGAGCUUGCAUUGCCUAAGGGGACCGAUCGUGACCAUAGGUACUGUAAUCCAUUUGUUGAUGGUGCAUAUAAAGAGAAAAUCAAAUCUCUCGGAAGAUGUUUGGUGAUUGGUUUUGGAGGUGACCCUUUAAUUGAAAGACAACAAGAUUUUGUGCAAAUGUUGGUAUUGCAAGGAGUCUUAGUUGAAGCUCGAUUUGAUGACGUUGGAUUCCAUGGAAUUGAUAUGAUCGAUACCCGCAGGGCUGCAGCUAUAAUCAACUUUAUCAAAGAAUUUGUGUGA
Coffea eugenioides is the source of this 960-nucleotide messenger RNA. RefSeq names its product probable carboxylesterase 9. NCBI's taxonomy places the organism in Eukaryota, Viridiplantae, Streptophyta, Magnoliopsida, Gentianales, Rubiaceae. The transcript has a single exon. The coding region runs from base 1 to 960 and encodes 319 amino acids. The record is from RefSeq and is a predicted model, not a curated record. Gene Ontology annotation, molecular function: hydrolase activity.